This is a messenger RNA of Baudoinia panamericana UAMH 10762, 1601 nucleotides long. RefSeq lists its product as uncharacterized. The record is from RefSeq and is a predicted model, not a curated record. Bases 180 to 1439 code for a protein of 419 amino acids. The transcript has a single exon. Gene Ontology annotation, molecular function: exopolyphosphatase activity. NCBI's taxonomy places the organism in Eukaryota, Fungi, Ascomycota, Dothideomycetes, Mycosphaerellales, Teratosphaeriaceae. Gene Ontology annotation, cellular component: cytoplasm.
GAGCUGUGGCAUAAGUCAAGUAGUGCUCAAGGCAGCAAACACCUGCAAGUGAAGCUUUUGCCCCACCAGCAGCAGUGCCGACAGUCAUACCACAACCUACACUGCUACCGAGAUACCGAUCGACGCAAGUCCCCUACUAGAAGGUCAUCGAUGGACGGACAAGCUUUGGCUAACCAACGAUGUCUCGCACGUCCGUUCGAACGUUUCUUGUCACAGCAAAGCGGCAUCUACAAUCAAGCCUGCAUGACCAAGGCAAAGGCACCGCAUCCUUCGUGAUAGGCAACGAAAGCGCAGACCUGGACUCCAUAACCUGUGCUUUAGUGUACGCCUACAUCCACUCCUGCAAGCCAGAAGCUCGACAAGCGAACCAUGUUGUGCUGCCGGUCAUCAACAUCCCAUCCGCAGACCUACGCCUCCGUCCUGAGCUCACUGCACUUCUUCGCCACGCGGACGUCAACCCCUCCGAUCUAAUUAGCCUGGACGACCUUGGGACACUUCCUCUUCCUCUCGCCAGCACUGACUGGACGCUCGUCGACCACAACGCCCUCCAGGGCGCUCUCGGCAAGCACUACACGGAAUCCGUUACAGGCUGUAUCGACCAUCACGUUGACGAGCAUUCAGUCCCGCCGACUGCCAACCCACGCAUCGUAACCAAAUCUGGCAGCUGCGCCAGUCUUGUGACCAACCAUGUCCGCUCAAUCUGGGAUGACCUGGGCUCCGCCUCCACCAGCAUCGGCGCCGCAAACGGUCAGUCUUCUGACGGCAUCCUGGACGAUACAGCCUACACUUCCACCUGGGAUGCUCAAGUCGCGAAGCUGGCGCUGGCCAGUAUUCUAAUUGACACUUUCGACCUCACCAGCGAGAACAAAGUCACCGAGCACGAUAUCUCCGCCGUGAGAUAUCUGGAGGCUAGGAUUAAUGCCUCGCCGAAGCUGGGCAAGGACUAUGACCGUAAGAAGUUCUUCGACGAAAUCAAUUCUGCCAAGUCGCACCUGGACGGCCUAUCACUGAAUGACAUCCUGCGUAAAGACUACAAACAAUGGUCCGAAGGCUCGCUGAAACUGGGUAUGAGCAGCGUGGUCAAGGAUGUCGCGUAUCUCCGUCAUCAAACUGAAGCGAACAAAGACUUCCCGCACGAGUUGAACACAUUUGCCACCGAGCGCAGUCUCGACCUUUUCGCCAUCAUGACAGCAUAUACUGGCGCUGAUGGGAAGUUUGCGAGACAGCUCCUGCUGAUCGUCACUGAAGAUGGAAAAGGGAAGGAGGCCGCCGAACGCUUUUCAGAGAAGUGUACAGCGGAGCUACAGUUGGCCAAUGAAGCACUGGAGAACGCAACUUCGACCUCAUUGCCGUUUGCGCGGCUUUGGAGGCAGGGGAAUCUGGCGGCAAGUCGGAAAAGAGUGGGACCGCUGUUGAGGGAGGCGAUGCGUGAAGCAUGAAGGAUAUGUGGCCAACUCGUCAAUCCGCCCUUCAGCCUGCAGAGUGGCAUUCGGUGCACUUCUGGUUAGUCAAUGCACCUCUACAUCCAACACAAAUGCCUACCCGAAAUCGCAUCGCCCUCCGGAUAAUUCCGGCUUCGAGCUCCGCCUGCGUUCUGCGAA